GUCGGACAGCUGUGGUUCAACACUUUUGGCCGCUGGAUGAGAAAACCACAUCAGAGGCGGCAGUAGAAAAAAAAAAGAAAAGAGCGAGAGUGCUUCAAAACCUGUUGGAGUCCUGCGGAAAAACCUUGUGAACUCUGUUUUUUCCCCCUAAACUUGUUGGUCCAAUAAUGUUGGUCUUUGGAAAUCCAACUCUGGAAUUCUUUCUCAUUUAAGAGGAAUCCACCCAUACUUCAUCACAGACUUAUCUUAUCUGGUCCACAGUCCAGACAAGGAUUUGUACAGAAAUCUGGUGAAAAUCCAGCAGAGAGAGAAAUCCCUGCCUGUACAACAACACCUGCUGCUCUCUUUCAACAUCAACAAAACCAGAAGACGGAGAGAAGAGAGCGAGGAAAAGACGUAGUGAAGGUGGUUUUACUCCUUGUUGAGAAAACGACCACCUACCAGACACUAUUUUCUACAACAACCUGCCACAUUAUUAAAGUAUAACCCCUCUUGAAGAAGAGAGCACCCUGAAGGAUUUGAGCUUCAUUUUGUAUCAACGUAAAGGUCUGAUCAACAGUUCUUGGCUUGGACCCUCAGUCUGUGUGAUGAUGGCUUGGCUCCAGCUGAGGACUAUGGGGCUCGUGGCCAUCAUGGUCUUUUCCGUCUCUCUCGCUGAAGAUCCCGGCCUACCAGUGGUGGAAGCAGAGCAGCAAAGCCCUGUUGAGAUUGUAAAAAAGGAGUCCCAUCCUGUCCUGUUCAGGCAGAAGAGAGAGUGGAUCUGGAACUCUCUCUACGUGGUAGAGGAGCAACCAGCACCCAUUGCCUACAAGAUAGGACAGCUUAAGUCAAGCCAGAAAGCACAGGUGAAGAACUUUAAAAUAGAAGGUGAAGGAGCAAACACCAUCUUCAUUGUGGAUCACAAAGGAGACCUGUUUGUCACCAGAACUCUGGACAGAGAAGAGAAGAACGCAUACCAUUUGACCGCCAGGAUGUAUGAUGGGAACAACAACUUGAUAGAGGAUUCUGGAGAGUUUGUUGUCCAGGUGACGGAUAUCAAUGACAACACCCCAGUUUUCCCCAAAACAUAUAAUGGAUCCAUUAUGGAAAGGUCCACCAUAGGAACUAAAGUGGUUGAGGUGAGAGCAACCGAUGCUGAUGACCCUACCACUGCUAACGGAGAGCUCAGGUACUCUUUGGUCCAAGAUGUAGACCUGACAACAUUUGAAAUCGACAGCAUCACAGGUGUGAUCAGCUGCAAGACAAACACUCUGGACCGGGAAACCAAGAGUCAGUAUGUGGUGGUGGUUAAAGCUCAGGACAUGAGAGGAAUGGCCACUGGCAGCACAUCCACCACCUCUGUCACCAUCACCAUCACCGACAUCAAUGACAACAUGGCUUCUUUCACCCGAAAGACAUAUGAACUGCAUGUUCCAGAGGAUCGCAAGUUGAAUGAGAAGAUAGGCACUCUGGAGUUGGAGGACAGAGAUCAGAUUCAGAACAAAGAGCCAAUCUUCAACAUUCUAAAUGGAAACAGCAAUAUUUUUUACAUUGAACUCAGCCCGAACAAGGAUGGAAACCUCAUGCUCAAACAGGCUCUGGACUACGAGACAACGAACAGCUACACUUUCACUGUCCAGGUGCGAGAAAACCUGCGUUUUCCUGCUGACGUUAACAGUGCUGUCACCACAGCCAAGGUGAACAUCAAGGUGCUGGAUGUAGACGAGGCACCGGUCUUCUCCCAGCCCAUCUACACUUUCACUGUGAUUGAAGAACGUAUUGUGAGCAACAUAGGAACAGUCAUAGCCAGAGAUCCUGACAGAGCCAACAAGAGCAUACGGUACUCCAUCUUAGACAAGGACUGUCCUAUUAGUAUCAACCCGCUCACAGGUCAGCUGUCCACCCUAAGGAUGCUAGACAGAGAGCUGGAGGCCACCCACAUGUUUCAAGUAAAAGCACAGGAGGAGCCAAGUGGUUUGGAGUCAUUUGUGAAAGUUAACAUCUUAGUUCAGGACAUCAAUGACAACAAGCCUGAACUGACUGUGGAUGAGAUCUUCGUAUGUGAGAACGACCUCACUAAUAUGGUAAUUGGAACCUUGAGAGCCACAGAUAAAGACGACCAGCCAGCUUCCUUCAGUUUCAGCCUAGCCAGUGAGAGCUCCAACUUCUCUAUCAAAGACUAUGGCAACAACACAGCAGACAUCAUGGUGAAACAGGGGCCAUUCAGCCUGGAGGACCCCAAGGAUUACAGCAUGGAUGUGCGCAUCAGCGAUGGAGGGCGACCCAUCCAGACCAGCAUCACCAAACUGGCAAUCAAGUCGUGUCGGUGUGAUGCCAGGCGGAUUCCUACGCAGUGCAAAGCCGGUGCUCGGAGGAUGGGAGUGAGUGUUCAUGCCCUGAUAGCCAUUCUGCUCUGCAUACUGACCAUACUGGUCAUAGUGAUUCUGUUUGUGAUGAGGAAGCGCUACCAGAAGGAUUCACUGGCCAGUAUGAAGAACAGCGGGGAGAUUCAUGAGCAGCUGGUCACGUACGAUGAGGAGGGAGGAGGAGAGAUGGACACUAAUGGCUACGAUGUUUCAAUCCUCACUUCCGCUUGCCACGAUGGCUCCCUGCUGCGUCACCCGGACCACCACCCCCACCCCUCUCUCUAUGCCAUGGUGCAGAAGCCCCCUCACCACGCACAACCCACCGCAUGUAAGGGCGACAUGGCCGUGAUGAUCGAGGUGAAGAAAGACGAGGCAGAUCACGACAGAGACUGCUUCCCGUACGACACUCUCCACAUCUACGGCUACGAGGGACCGGAGUCUUUAGCCGGAAGCCUCAGCUCGCUGCAAAGUUCUUCCACCGGUUCCAACUUGGAUUACGACUUCCUGAACGACUGGGGGCCGAGGUUCAGGACCCUGGCCGAGCUGUACGGUGUGGAUGCACCUGACUACUACCAUCAAUACUGAUGGAAAUCAUCCGCUAAU
This is a messenger RNA of Etheostoma cragini (Arkansas darter), 2948 nucleotides long. RefSeq names its product cadherin 5 (gene cdh5). Gene Ontology annotation, cellular component: adherens junction; plasma membrane; bicellular tight junction. The transcript has 15 exons. Gene Ontology annotation, molecular function: calcium ion binding; cadherin binding. Gene Ontology annotation, biological process: cell-cell junction assembly; adherens junction organization; regulation of establishment of cell polarity. The record is from RefSeq and is a predicted model, not a curated record. Lineage: Eukaryota; Metazoa; Chordata; Actinopteri; Perciformes; Percidae. The coding region runs from base 588 to 2930 and encodes 780 amino acids.